AUGAGAGGACUUAUAAUACGCUUUGCAUUUGCUGAAUAAGUCUCCAUCUAAACCUAGACUUAUUUAAAAAGAUCAUAUAAGGAAGCAACUGUAGAAAUGGCCAUAAAUCCUUUGAAUCCAUAUCACUAAUGGUUCAUAAAAGUAAUCUUAAAUUUUAUAUUUUUAGCUAGAUGGUAAAAGUGUUAAGACUUAGCAACGUAAUAUUUUAGCUGUUCCUUCUCCAUAAUUGGCAGCCUGUAUUGCAACAGAAUUCAAUCGUCAGAAAGAAUACUUAAGUUUUAAACAAAUGCCACUCUUAAUGCUUGCCAGAAAUGCUAUUGAUUUAGAUUAUGAUGCAACAAAUAGAGAAUAUAUUGAAAAAACUAUCAUUUACCAUUUAGAAAAUGAUGCUAUCUUACAUCGUAUAAACAAACAAUCACAACUUCUAAACAUUCAGUAACAAUAAUUGGAUCCACAAUUAAAGUUCUUCAAUUCUAGAUUUGGAAUGGAUAUAUAGGUUAAUGAUGGUGUUCAAAUUUCAUCACUAAAUUAAUAAAAUAGAGUCAAAAUUGAAUCCUUAAUCAGAGGACUAAAUAAUUGGUAAUUAGUCAGCCUUAGUUCUCAAGCAGGUAUUAAUUUAAUAUAAUAUUAUUAGAUAAUCUCAAAUCCUGCAUAUUGGCUAUUUAAUUAUCUUAUGGUCUACUCGAUUCAGAUAAAGCUAUCUCACUUUGUGAUAUUUAAAGUUAAAUUAAUAAGAAGGCCUCAGAAAAUGAAAAUCCAUAAGACUCAGACAGUGAAGAUAAUGUAAUUUCCACUAAUGUAAAAGGUGCCUAAUUAUUUUCAUCCUUAAUUUAUUCCUAAAGUAUCCUUUAUUGA
Paramecium sonneborni is the source of this 855-nucleotide messenger RNA. NCBI's taxonomy places the organism in Eukaryota, Ciliophora, Oligohymenophorea, Peniculida, Parameciidae. The record is from the annotation of a GenBank genome assembly.